AUGGCACCUUGUUGCAGCCCACCAUGCUGCUUUUAUGAUUUCAUACGGGAACUGAACCAUCCCCAUAAGUGUGUUCUGUCAAAGAGUGAGUUCCAGGUUUUGAAAAGCUCAGUUUCCAAAGAUUUUUGGAACGUGGGAUUGGGGAGGGGGUGGCCCUGCAGCCCACCCCCACCAUUACAUUCAGCCCACCGGUGCGCCGCACGAUCUCUUCUGUCCCAGCGUCCUGAGUUGCUAUGGGCUGGAUUAACUAAUAGGUCAGUGGUUCUUUUUUCACAGGAGAAAAAUAAAGCUGGAGAUGUAAAAACAGCUGGUGAGAAAACAGCUACAGACAAGAAGCGAGAAAGGAGGAAAAAGAAACAUCAAAAGCGUAUGAAAAUAAAACAGAAGGAGAAGCAGAGAAAACUGCUGGAAAAGAGCAACCCAGAUCAAGCAGGGAAACACAGCAAAGCAGCAGCUUCGGAGAAGUUAAAAGAGCUGACUAAAACAGGCAAGGUGUCCUUGCUAAAGGACAAAGGUAAAGACAAGGCCUUAAAGUCGUCUCGAGCAUUCUUUUCUAAAUUACAAGAUCAAGUAAAAAUGCAAAUCAACGAUGUAAAGAGAACAGAAAAGAAAAAGAAGAAAAGACAGGAUAUUUCUAUUCACAAAUUAAAGCUGUAAUAUAUUUUGAAUAUAAUCCAAAUAUUAAUAUAUAAGCUUA
Molecule: messenger RNA, 697 nt
Organism: Galeopterus variegatus (Sunda flying lemur)
Lineage: Eukaryota; Metazoa; Chordata; Mammalia; Dermoptera; Cynocephalidae
Gene: MPHOSPH10
Product: M-phase phosphoprotein 10 (U3 small nucleolar ribonucleoprotein)
Exons: 3
Coding region: 1-657 (218 amino acids)
Biological process (GO): rRNA processing
Cellular component (GO): small-subunit processome; nucleus; sno(s)RNA-containing ribonucleoprotein complex
Source: RefSeq, a predicted model, not a curated record